AUAGGGUUUAUGCAUCCCGGAUAAGACCUUCCAAUCCAAGGAACCCUCGGCUAUGGCGGAUUCCAAAGCAAAUGCAAAGACGCAAAAUCGUAAGCGUAAGCAUGAAAUCGACGCCCGACCUCAAAAUCCUUCCAAACUGCACCGUUUGGAUUCUGUUCUCAAACCUCAACGCCUUUCCCCUUCCUCUUGCUGGAACAACCUUCAACUCAUACUCUGCAUCCAAGACAAACACCAUGAUAUUCCCAGUAAGGUCAAUCAAGCAUUCGAUUUUGUGCAGUCAAGGAUGGAUGAUGGUGUUGGCUCUGAUCAGGACCGUGAAGCUGUUAAACUGGCAAGACUGUUAUGUUACCUUAAUGAUUGGAUUUUGACAUUGCUGUUCCCUCCAAAUGGGAAGGAAAACUGGGGCAAUGCGAAGACACCUCAACUCGAGGGAGUUGAGGCAUAUAUGGAUGUUCGUUGUUGGGAGAUAUUCAAGUUCUGCUUGGAGAAGUCUUUGAAGUUUCGCGUCUCUAUGAAUAUGUCGCGGAACCUCCUACAAACUAUCCAGUUUAUUGCCAGGGAUGCUCUGUCACUGCUGGAGGAAUCCUCUGUAAGUUCGGGAGAACUUUAUAUAUCUGAUGAAAGGUAUAAACUUUAUGAUACUGCUCUUGAUUGUGUCUCGUUGGUAUUCUCGUCUCAUGGUGGGUUGUCAAGUGAAAACUUGGACUUGUGGGUUGAAACAACCAAGGUGGUGCUUGAACUUGUGCUGAACAUGUAUAGCAGUGACCUUGACGGCAGCAAGGUGGGCGCUUUUGCACUACGCUUUUUGUGUUUGGUGCUUCAGCCAUUCUCUAAGUUUUUGAUGGUCCAUUCAGCUAGGAAAGGAUUUCAAAAUUUUGUGGAUAAACUUCUUGAGCCGCUGUUGCAAUUGUCAGGUGAGUUGCAUCUUCGGGUUAGUGGAAGCAACCCCAUUUGGACGCAGAGAUUAAUAAAGGAAGUGGAAGCAGUUCUUUCUCAUGGGCUUUUUCAAUUAGGCCAUAUUGAUGUGUUUUUGAGCUUACAUGGUUCAGAAACUAUUAAGAGUUAUCCUAGACAUUUAUUUGAUGCACUGAACAAAAUUAUAGUUAGAAAGAAUGCUAUGGCAAUGGGUAGCUUAGGUUUGUUAUUUCAUUUGUAUGUUAAUUCAGCAAGAAAAUUUAAGGAAGCUCCAGUGCUUGAAGGGAGCAAGACAAUGGAGAAAAUGGUUGUUUCAAGGCAACCAGCGCCAGAAGAACAACGUAGCUCAAAUAACACUUCUGCUGACAUUCAAAAUUCACUUUUUAAUUUUUUUGUACUGAUUAUGGAACCCCUUUUGCUGAAGAUUAAUGCCUAUAUUCAAGUUGAAGUAGAUGCCAAAUCCCUGUUGUUGGAUCUUCGUGGUUUACUCAAGUCUAUUGGUAAUUUGCUUGCCAGUUUUAUGCAAGAUAAAGUUUAUGUGAGAACAGAGGACACGUCUGGAGGAGCUUGUCUAAAUUUCCUGAAGAAAAUAUUUAAUACACUGAUAACUGGUUCCACUAGUGUAUUCUACUUGUCCAACUAUGAUACAACCAACAAGAUGGAGAUAUUGAGUUUGUCUGCUAAUGAGAUUCUAGUUGCUAUGGGAUAUCUUUUGGAAAUUGAAUACGAGGUUAUUGGAGAAGAUUUGGUAAAUUUAUGGCUUCUUAUAUUGGCAUGCUCUACCAUCAAUUGCAAUUUUGAUCGAUGCUCAUUAUCUUCCACUAUACAUGCCCUGGGGUGCCAAAUAAUCAAUCUCUACUGUCAACUUCGCCAGGUGGAAAUUGCUAUUUUAGCACUGUGCAAAGCAAUAAGGCUUACUAUUUCUCACGAGCGUGAUACUGAAGAUAGUUCUUCUAGGUUCUUGACAUUUCUGUCGAAUGAACUUUAUACUGAAGCAGUUGAAAGACUGUUAUCUUCAAAAAAGUUCAUCCAUGCCAUUUAUAAAGGUGUUGGAUCUAUUCCAGAAGGGCAAGUGCGUGGGUGUGUUAGACAGAUAACAGAUGAUAUUUCAGAAUCUCUCAGGUGGAUGAAAGAUUUCUGUCUGUUGGUUGAUGGCAAUAAAUUGCAAAUUUUUAAUCUGCAAGUGGAACUCUUGGGUAGAGGGUUGUCUAGACUGUAUUGUUUAGUUCUUGAUUCAGUCACUAUCACUGGCGGCAACAGCAGUCUUCUUGGAAUUGCUGUAAAAGAACUUAUGGCACUAAUGCGUCCCUACUUGAGUAUUCUAGUUGGACAACAGUCAGAUACAAUAUGCAAGUUCUUUUCUUCUGUCAUAGGAGAAUCUGUUGAUCAGGUGGUUAGAAAGCGAAAAGUUUUAAAGAAAUUUGGUAGGUCCAGCCAAUGGGUCCUUGUGUUCUUUUUUCAGUUGUUUGUGUCCUGCCGAAGCUUUUAUAGGAAAGCAAUCAGCCUUAUGCCACCUGGUUUGUCAAAGAAGAUGUCUGUGGAGGUGGAGGAUUACACAACGUAUUCUGCCUUUAAGUUAAUGGAGAGGAUCGAUGAGAUGGACAUUGGUUAUUUUUCUUGGAUUGUUCAACCUUCUGCUUCCCUCCUUGUUGUUAUGCAACUUAUUUCUGACAUAUAUCUUAAACAUGGCUCAGAUGAUUCUUCCCCUUUGAUCUAUAUAUUUCAAUCUAUGGCUAUUCAAAGGCUCAUUGACUUGAAUAAACAGGUUAUACUGUUCAAGUAUUUGCAAAAGAAGCGUUAUAGAUCAAAAAUCGAUGCACUUGAGGAAGAGGCAGCUGGACUUACUAAUUUUAUGAUGGAAAAUUUAUCAUGUGUGUAUCAAUCCCCAAUCUUUGUUUCUGGUUACGUAACAUGUGAAGAUGUAGCUUCUGUGGCUUCUCAAAGCGACCAACGGGAUCUAGGAGUUUAUAUUGCUAACAAAAAAUCAUUGCCAACAGUCAUUUGGUCCAAUCUUUGCAAAAAUGUUGAUAUUUGGGGACACCAUGCUUCAAAGAAGCAAUUGAAAAAGUUCUUCUCACAGUUACUCCAUACUUCCCUUCACUCUGUAACAAGUAGUUUUCAAGAGCCAGGUGUGCUAGAAAUUGACGACUGUAAGCUGCUCAAGAGGGUCACUUUGUCACAAAUAUCAUCAGAACUUCUACAUGAUUCACUUUUGUAUGAACAAGAAUUUGCCCGCAGGAAUUUGGCCUCAAUGUUUUGCCAUGCUUUAGAGAAAUCUGUGCUGCCGUUAUUUAGUAAUAUUCCGUGUACUGACGUCAAUCUUAAGUCAUCGCCUAAUUGGCUCGAGUUUUUAAGUGUUCUUGACAAGUCAGCAGUGCUUGUUGAUGAAAAUAAAGAGAUUCUGGUUGAUUGUUCUACAGUGGAAAGUUCAACCACUCAUUCGUGUGACAAACUUCCUGUGGAUAUUGACAGAAAAGAAAAGACUUUCCCUCUCACCAACCAAAGUUUUAGGGAUUGCCACCAUUUGCUUGAUCACUUAUGUUGGAUGCCAGAUAUAAAUGCAAGAUCAUUUUCGCAUCUUGUAACUUGUAUUUUCAACCUUGAACGGCUUCUUGUCAGUGCCCUGCUAUAUUUUCAGAGUUCAGUGUACCAGGAUUAUUAUUGUGAGUAUUUAAGAUUGUUUGUAUCUUGCCGGAAGGCAUUAAGGUUUAUAGUAAAGGGAUUUUGUGAGAAGGCUGACACUACCCAAUCCUCACCAAACUCAAUUAUUUCUGGAAAUUCAUUCCCUGUUUUGUGGAUUUCAAAGUCAUUAUCUGUGGUGGUUGGUAUUAAAGAGGCAUUCUCAGCAAAAAGUAUUAUUCUAUGUAAAUCUCUGAUGUUAUCCUUAAUGGAUCACACAUCAUAUGUCUUGUUUGACAUAGGAAAAUAUCAUAUUGUUCAUGUUUUUUACAUUGGUCAAGAAGCUGAGAUGCCUCACGAAGAGAUCUCUAAUCAUGAGACUAGCCAUAAAGAGAAUCAUUUGCUUCCAUCUUCUGAGGACUCCCCCAAGCUUGAGGCAUUGAAAUGUUUAACCUUUAUUUCUGAGAAUUUGAAAGAGCAGGUACAAAGCUUGCUUGUUUCUGUUCACAAUACCCCUCGUGAUGUCAGUGUGGGAUUUGGUCUGUCUUAUGAAAACAUUGACAGAUUGUCCUCUUCCGUUUCUUGCUUUGGUGGAGUUUUGUGGGGUCUCACAUCUUACAUGGGCCAAAUAGAUUCAAAAGAAUGUGAUAAGAAAGAAAAAGUGUUGAUGUGGAAAAGUGAACAUGCCUUUGAACUAGAUAGUUGUAUUUCUUCUCUUGUGGAACUUACUGAUUUGUUGGUAAACAAAUUGCUUUUUGAGAGUAAUCAACUCUCCAAAAGUUCACACAAUAAAUGCUUUGUUUCUCAGGCUAAUGCAUCAGCUGUCACACAACAAGAAUCUAAAGCUGCAGCUACUUGCUUCACUUCAUCAGCAAUUGAUAAUGUCUCCAAAAGUGCCAGUGAUCUCGAAAGAAUGUUAAAUCCAGAAAGUGAAACUUCUGUUGCCAGGGUUUUGGCUAGCUUGGAUUCCACUGAGCCACAGGGUCUUAAUAAACCGUUGUUGCAAAGCUUGGUAAAAGGUGAUCAUCCUGAAAUAGCUUUUUCACUAAGACAACUGUUAAUUGCUUCCUCAUCUCUUUUGAGGCUAAAUUUGAAGAAGGGUGAUUGUUUCUAUCCUUCAAGUUCUGUACCUACUCUAAUUGAAGUUUCACAAGUCCUGUUAUUAGAAUAUAUAGAGAUGGUUGUGGUCCCACAACAGUCUGCUUUUCUUUUGUUAAAUGGUGCUCUCAGCUAUCUAAGAGAAUUGGCAGGUUAUUUUCCUUUCACUGAUCCUUCCUCCUCUAUAAAAAUUUACACAAAAUUGAUACAGAUUCAGAUGAGGGCUAUAGGCAAGACCAUUUUGUUGCAAGGAAAAAGGGCAACACUAACCUAUCAUGAAAGACAGUCAACUACCGAAUCACUUCAUUAUAAAGGAUCAGUUGAAGCUUAUUCUCCUUCUGAAUUGCACUGCUUUUCCUUGGAUGUAUUUAAAACUAGACUGCAGAUGUUGUUCAAGGCAUAUAUAGAGGGGCAAUCAGAGCUGCAUCUUUUGUCAAUUAUACAGGCCAUUGAAAGAUCUCUUGUUGGUGUUCAAGAAGGAUGUACUAUGAUCUAUAAUGUAAAAACAAGUAAAGAUGGGGGGGAUAUAUCAUCACUUGUAGCAGCUGGCAUUGAUUGCUUCGACAUGAUUCUUGAUUUUGUUUCAGGUCGGAAAGGCUUGAAGAUGAUUAAAAGACACUGUCAGAGUUUAGUAGCUGCAGUUUUCAACAUUAUAUUACAUUUACAAAGCCCGCUUAUUUUUUAUGAUAACUUGGCAUCUGGAACAGUUGCCAGUACACCUGAUCCUGGGGCAGCCAUUCUCAUGUGUGUUAAAGUACUGGUGACAGUUUCAAGAAAACAGGCUAUAUUCCAAACGGAUGUUUGGCAUGUGGGUCACUUGUUACAUAUCCCUGCAUCACUCUUUCAGAAUUUCCAUCAGCUUAGAGUUACUAAAGCCUCUGGUCCAUCAGAAGCAUUGGAGAUUUCAAAAGAGUGUAUUUGUGAUCCAGUAGAGAGAGUGAAUUUCUGUCAUCUAGAUCAUCAUUACUCAGUUAACCUAUUUGUUGUGUGUUGUCAACUAUUGUGUACCAUUAUUAGGAAUCGUCCAAGUGAGUGCAAACAGUGUGUUGCCCAUCUUGGAGCUUCUGUUGCCGUUCUUCUUAAUUGCUUGGAGACAGUUUUAGACAAUGAAUCAUUAAUGAAUAAAGGUUGCUUUUCUUCCGAAGAAGGGGUGAAAUGUGCUUGUUUUCUUCGAAGGAUUUAUGAAGAGAUAAAAGAGAAAAAAGAUAUCUUUGGUCGACAGUGUUCUCUGUUUUUAUCCGAUUACAUAUGGGUUUAUUCAGGAUAUGGUCCCAAGAAAAGUGGCAUCAGAAGAGAAGUAGAUGAAGCUCUAAGACCAGGUGUCUAUGCUUUAAUAGAUGCUUGCACAGUUGAUGAUCUUCAAUAUCUUCAUACUGUUUUUGGAGAGGGACCUUGCAGAAGUACCCUGGCAAGUCUUCAGCAUGAUUACAAACUCAAUUUCAAAUAUGAAGGAAAAGUUUGAUCCUGAAAUUCUGUUUGUGGCCUUCAAUGGGUUAUUAUUAUUGUAAACCUAGGCCUUAUGACGCUCGAACUCCCAAUGUUGUUCUGAUCUUGGCCGUGGCCCUGAUUCUUCUGUGUGUACCAAAGCUCUUCUCACGUGAACCAGAAGAAGAAUUAGAAGAAACGACUAACUUCUCACCUUUUGUGGCACCAAUACUCGUAGUGCUCAUCCUGCUUUUGUUGUUCUUCCUGGGAAGUUCAAGGAAAAGGGUUUGUGUCAAACCACCUUAUUGUCGCUGUAACUAUGCCUGCUACUGUUACUGAUGUGUAUGAAUAAUGGUAUUCUGUUCUGUGUUUAUAUUUACAGUUGUCCUUAUAAUAUAAUGAUGACCAUGCAAUUUAUUCUUUAUGUCGGUGCACCACAAUUUUAUGUUACUAAUGUAUUAUCACAAUAAUUAUAAUGUCCUAUUUCUUAUAUCCUUAUUUCUUA
Molecule: messenger RNA, 6562 nt
Organism: Cajanus cajan (pigeon pea)
Lineage: Eukaryota; Viridiplantae; Streptophyta; Magnoliopsida; Fabales; Fabaceae
Product: Urb2/Npa2 family protein
Biological process (GO): ribosome biogenesis
Cellular component (GO): nucleolus
Source: RefSeq, a predicted model, not a curated record